GUGAAAGUUAGCACUUCGAAAAGUUCAGUCACUGACUUUGGACGAUAAUUUGCAACCAUAUGACCUCCAAGAAGAAGAACCAGUAUGCAGGCCUACGUGAGUGUUCUUGUUGGUAGACACAUGAGAUCAAACUAAUAGUAUUCCAGCCCCAGUCACUAUGAUUGAGCCAAUAAUCUCAAAAUAUUGGAACAUGGGCAAAAAUGACAAGUUUAUACUUGAACGGAUACGAGAAAGCACUUCAUUGACUAUGCUCUAGGGAAACCAAUCUACGCAAAACUCGUGAAUCACUGGGAAUGUUUUCUGCAAGAAAGCAUGGGGAAACAAUUGAAUCGAUUGCUGAACGGAUGAAAAGUUUGCGACUGACAUAUCCCAAGGCAGGUGUACGUGAUAUGACAGACUUGUUUUGGCGAGAGUACCAAAUCAAGAUACCAAGGUCACUGGUCAAUAGUUACUGUAAAACAUAUGAGCCAGACCUAGUCAAACAGCGAAGAGCUAAUCGUCUUAGCCGGAAGUUGUUCUGGGCAGCUGGGCUUUUCGAUGUUGUGUGUGUGGAUCAGCAUGACAAAUGGAGGGAGAAGUGGAAGCUAGGACUUCACGUUGGGGUGGAACCAAUGUCUGGACAAAUCCUAUGGCUUGAGAUAUGGCAUACAAAUCGCAAUCCCAAAAUUGUUGCCUCAUACUAUUUGGAUUGGGUCGAAGCAAGUGGCUAUAUGCCGUUGGUUACUCAAAGUGACCCUGGGACCGAGAACUAUGGAAUCGCAAAUGCUCAUACUGCCCUUCGUCAGUGGCAUGAUCCAAACAUGGUUGGAACUUUGUCACACCGAUGGAUGAACCGAAAGAAGAACAUCAAACCAGAGAUUAUCUGGAAUCAGGUUCGAAGACGCUUCAGUCCAGGAUUUGAAGAUAUCCUGCUCGUGGGCAUCAAUCAAGGAUGGUAUAACUGUGAGAAUCCAUUGGAAAAUUUAGUAUUCCGAUGGGUAUUCAUCCCAUGGCUACAGAAGGAACUAGACACUUUCCGUCAUCGGGUCAACAAUUUUAAAAAGAGGCGUGACAAAAACAAGAUUUUACCUCAAGGUAUACCAAAUGAGAUUGUAGAUCGACCAAGUGCAUUUCAGGUCAUGGACUUCCGGGUCAAAGUCAAUAAAGAGGCUAUAGAUGUUGUUCGCCAACGAUAUGCACCUCGGUCAGAUCAAGUGUUCGAUCUUGUUCCAUGCAACUUCAAUGGAAUCAUAUCUAACAUGUAUGUAUUCCUUGGAAGUCCUGAAAUCACACGAAGCUCGUGCUGGGAUGUGUAUCUUGCCCUUCUCAAUAAGCUUGAAGAACCCAACAUUCAACCUUCAGUCUUGCAUACACUCGAAACAUGGGACUCAACAUUUGUUGAUGGCGAUGAUGGUCAAACGCCAGAGCUUUUAGCAAACUCAAAUCCUCUUGCAAAUGGUCCUGGAGUCCGUACACCUGCUGGGUCAUUCUACUAUGGUGGUGUAAAUCAUGGAAAUGGUCUUGAUCAGGAUCAGGUAUCAGUGGGUGAUGAAGAUCCAGGUAACAGUGAGAAUGAGAUAGAGGAAGCAGAUCUAGAUGGGGCAUUUGGGUUGUUCUCUGAGGAUGAGGAUGAUGAUAUGUUGGACGUUCCAAUGUAACCUAAGUGUAUAGUUUCUACAAAAAUGUCAUAUUGACCUCUCUGAGUGACC
Lentinula edodes (shiitake mushroom) is the source of this 1688-nucleotide messenger RNA. RefSeq lists its product as uncharacterized. Lineage: Eukaryota; Fungi; Basidiomycota; Agaricomycetes; Agaricales; Omphalotaceae. The transcript has 7 exons. Bases 294 to 1637 code for a protein of 447 amino acids. The record is from RefSeq and is a predicted model, not a curated record.